AUGGACCAAUCUUCUGACCCCGGCGAGCGGAUUGCUGUACGGCGCGCCAUCCAAGAACGCGAAGACCUGGUCUUCAAGUUGGAAGGGGAGAUCCAAGAACGCGAGGCCAUUAUUGAAAGGCUCGAACGCGAGAUAGCAGGUCUCCACGAGCGCCUCCGAGUCUGCUUCAUCGAGAUGGUCCCUGUCGAAUUGCUUUCGCGCAUCUUCGUCUUCACCUGCGAGGGUGAAACAAUCGCCUUUUCACAGGGACCGGAAAGCCACGAUUCGCAUCUAUCGACUGAUGCUACGGCCAUCAUUCUCACUCAAGUCAGCAAACUGUGGAGAACCGUGGCCAUGAAUCUCCCAGCAUUAUGGUCCCGUCUGGACGUAUACAUGGUCCCUUGCAGCCCAUUCAAUCCUUGUGAUGACUCGGCUUGCCCGAUGGCCGCAUCCCAGUCUCGGUUCAUCCAACUCUUCAAAACCUUCCUUGACCGCUCGAAAGACUUCCCCCUCGACUUGACACUCCACAACGAUCAUAAUAGGAAGUAUCCGGGGUGUUACUCCAAUUCUUCUGAGCGUCUUCUAGCGGAGAACGCAAAUAGGUUGACGAAGUUGGAGAUGUGCUGGGUUGACCUAGAGUUUCUGGAACCUUCUGUCGAAUGUCCUGUUCUCGAACAGUUGACACUUUCGAAUUUCCACUUCCCUCGAACCAAAGUCGUCACACUCAAUGCCCCAAAACUAACCAAAGUGGUAUAUUCGGACUGGCUCCUCAAUGGGAUACCUUCUUGUCCCAACUUCCAACUUCCAUGGAUACAGCUCACCGAGCUCUUCUUCGUAUUCCGGGGUAGUGGUGGAACUGAGUGGGAGCCUGAAGAAUAUAACGAACAAUUCUUCUACGUUCUUCGCCAAAGCACCAAUAUUACCACCCUUCGCAUCAGCAUUGGCCUCGCAUGGGGCCGAAACCCUCUACCUUGGUCCAGCGCAUCAUACAGCCAAAUCCAGCUUCCCCGGCUCCGAAAGCUGGAAAUCCAAGACCAGUCGCAGGUCUUCUUCAGCCAGCGAUAUCUGGCGGCAUUCAACACACCAUCACUGCAAACAUUCGACUUCCUCAUCGCAGAUGUCGGGAAGAUUGCAUCUACCGAGAUCAUGGCCUCGUACAUGGUCAUCCUUACCUUCCUUCAAAGGUGCCCACGUCUGCAAACGCUGAGGCUGGGUGUCUGUGAUCGGUCAUUCUUCAUCCCAGCUGAACGAAACACUCGACACGAUGACUGCAAAAUCUUCAUGAUGCGAGACAAGGAACCCACCGACUUUGCGCGUGUGUUGCAAGCGGUCUUCUUCAUCGAUCCGGCGCGUCAAAACAACCCAGACAGUCAACUGGGCUGGUAUCUCGACGAGCAAGUCGUUACCGCUUCCGAAUGGCCCCAAAACUACGUGGAGGACAUCUUUGAUUGGGUGCUCGAUAAUACCACUACAGUAAUGCCAUAUCACAAGCGGACUCGUCCCGCCUUCAUUCGAAAACUGCUUACUGAUCAGCAUUUAACAAUCGUCCAGCACUGCUUGGAGAUUCUUCAAGUCGGGCACGACGUUAUUCCCGGAGAGCGCGCCUUGCUGGUCUGUACGCCGCCGCCGCGGCUCCCAAGUUGGUCGAUAUGUGACCAGGCGGAGGCCGCCCCUCUCGGACUCGGACGGCACUCGCUCGAUCCAGACGCCGACGACGUCAAUCACCGUGGCCUGGCCAACGACUGGGAGGGGCCUUCCAAUUUCCAUACAACGAAUGAUGCGUGCCCCAAGUUCUUCACCGUGCAGGUCCUCCUCCUCGGGCCCAUUCAAUGGUCCAAGACCAAGCAGCGCGUGGCGCGCAAUAUGUCCUAA
Coprinopsis cinerea okayama7#130 is the source of this 1851-nucleotide messenger RNA. RefSeq lists its product as hypothetical. The transcript has 3 exons. The record is from RefSeq and is a predicted model, not a curated record. Bases 1 to 1851 code for a protein of 616 amino acids. Lineage: Eukaryota; Fungi; Basidiomycota; Agaricomycetes; Agaricales; Psathyrellaceae.